GGAGGGUGGUGGUAGGACAGCACCGACGACUCCACGAGCAUUGGGAGGAGAUGGCCGACUGUGUUCGCCUCGCUUCUCCUGAGCAGAUUGAGCCACGUACGAAGCCCUCCAUCAGGCACCGCACCACCGCGCGCCUUCGUUGCGUCCCCCAGUGACUCCGUGUUGCUUGCCCAUGGCCACGAUAGACCUCCAAGCGACAGUGCAAAUCCAAGCGUCAAGCGCUGCAAAAACCCGCGCUGUCAGCUGUUCGCGCCGGUCUGUCACUCACGCAGGUCGGACGGCCAGCCAUCGUGUCAUUGUUGAAUUUCGCCUGCCAUGUUCAAGUGCCAGUUGCCAUCCAAGCAAGAUUUGAUUGUGAUUGUCCACUUGGCUGCAUGUGUCUGCGGCGUCGGGUCGCUCUCGAUGCCGUACAUCUUUGCCCAAGCGGGCCCGACUUACUCGACCGUCGCAUUCAUCCUCAACUGUUUCUUCAACACGUACGCGACGGUCGCGCUGUCGCACUGCUUCCUCAAGCUCCGCCACUUGCCGCACAUACACACGUACACCGACUUGGCGGUGCAUCUGUGGGGCCAAAAGGGCGCGUACACGGUGCAAGCCACGCAACUGGCGUCAUGCAUUCUCCUGCCUGUGGCGUUCUUGGUGCUUGGCGGCACCACGCUCCUCCCGGCCAUCUUUGACGGGUUCCUCGACUUGUCUACGACGGUCUGGAUCAUUCUCAUGGCGGCCGCGCUGCUUCCGAUCAUCUACAUUCGUGUGCUCCACGAAGCGUAUAUCGUGCUGAUCACGGGCUCGUCGGCGACAAUUAUCGGAGAUGUCAUUGCGACCAUUGAUGCGUACGUCGCGCACGGUGACGAGUUGUUUGAACCGACGGCCAACAUCACGGCCACGCACGUUUUCGACACGUUUGGGUCGUUCGCGUUGGCAUACGGGGCCGCAGUCGUCGUACCCCAGCUGCAGCACCACCAUCCGCAGCCAGAGAGGAUGCCCACCGCGCUGGUUUACGGGAUGUUGUUGAUUUCGGGCUUUUACGUGACUCUUGGCGCCCUCGGGUAUGCGCAUUUUGGAUGUGCGUCGCCGAGCAACCUGCUCUUGGCCAUGUCGCACUUGACGCAGCGCCGCCGCGCCGCGUACAUUGCGAUGCAAAUGCACAUCACGAUUGCGUUUGCUGUGGUCGUGAACCCGUUUUUCGUCACGGUCGAGAAGACGCUGUUUCCGCUGUCGGCGGCCAAGUACGACGACGCAGACGACCAGGAACAGUUCAACCAGAUCGAGACCCCCAAGGUCGUCGAGGAGAUGGACGCGUCCGAGCCGGCCGCCGCCAAGUACAGUGAGACCACUCGCCGGUACAUUUUCCGCACGUUGGUCGUAGCGGGCCAGUGCUUCUUGGCCAUGCUCACGCAAAGCUCGUUUUCGGACGUGGCUGACCUUGUCGGCGCAUCUGUCAUGAACUUUUGCUCGGUCGUGUUGCCCCUCAUGCUAUACUAUAACCUGUUCAAGGGCGAAAUGAGCCGGCCGCACAAGAUCCUGUGCUGGAUUGUCAUUGUCGUGUCCAUGGUCCUCGGCAUCUACUCGACGAUCCAAGCGAUUGUUCGCAUCGUCAAGAACGCAUCCCAGUACACGUUGUUUGCGUCGACGCCGCCGUCCAAGCGAACCGAGUAUGCGUACUGCCCCGCGGGGUACGCGGACCGAAAAGCGCCAUGGCUCGAUUCGUUUUCUCUAUAGUGUUAGCAUUUGUUGCCUGGUAAAGCACUUUUCCAACACAUUGAAUGCGCGGGAUAUUCCCC
Messenger RNA from Aphanomyces invadans, 1784 nucleotides. RefSeq lists its product as hypothetical. Gene Ontology annotation, biological process: amino acid transmembrane transport. Lineage: Eukaryota; Oomycota; Saprolegniomycetes; Saprolegniales; Verrucalvaceae. Gene Ontology annotation, molecular function: amino acid transmembrane transporter activity. Gene Ontology annotation, cellular component: vacuolar membrane. The coding region runs from base 316 to 1722 and encodes 468 amino acids. The record is from RefSeq and is a predicted model, not a curated record. The transcript has a single exon.